AUUUAUUCAUCUCGCUGUGUCGUGUUCACAAAUACGACCCAUCUCGCGGUCUCCCAUCUCACUCUUCACACUUAGCCCGCCGCUGCCGCUGCUCAACCUCUCUCUGCCCGUGCGUCGCUCUCUGUCUCUCCAACCACCGGCCUGCCGCUUCCCUUAAGUCAGGUUUAAGGUUGAGAUUUUAGCCUUUCAAGAGAUCGUGUCAGACUCAGCGCCUCUUGAUAAGCGAGAGCACUGUAAUUCGGCCGCAUGAGUUGACAACGCCGGUUUAUAUUUUAGCAUAUAGAUCAGGACAUUUGGCAACCCACGCAUGGUUUAUAUCUAGCGACAAAGGACUACUUUUCCUGUGCAAAUUAAUCAAGUCAGAGUUAACAUGCUAGCAGCUGCUCAGAUGCGUCCCAUCGUUCACUCCUGUCACAGGAUUCGCCCAUUCAGUUCAACUCCCCCAUCAAAAACCACAUCUUUGCACCUGAGUCACCUCGCCAGAAAACUCGAUUUUCUCGAACGAACCAAGCUCCACCACGGCCUCCCCUCUCAUCUCCAAAAGCCCUCACCCAUUGCUGCUGCCCUAACCACCAGCGACGGCAACCCAAUCGCCUCUUCCAUCCCAGAAGAAGAACAACCAAACGAACCAAACGACAGACCAAACACACUCCUCUCAAACUGGGCCCCACCCAGAUACCUCUGGCGUGCCCUCUCCAUCCUCAUCCUCGCCGGCCAAGUCAUCACCCGAUCCCUCAACGGCAAAAUCCACUGGAAAAACACCCUCCAACAGCUGGCAUGCGUGGGCCCGAGAUCCGUCGGCGUCUGCCUCUUAACCUCUGCAUUUGUGGGCAUGGCUUUUACAAUCCAAUUCGUGCGCGAGUUCACUCGACUCGGCCUCAACCGAUCCGUAGGCGGUGUUUUGGCCCUCGCUUUCUCUCGGGAGCUAAGCCCAGUCGUCACAUCUAUUGUGGUCGCAGGGAGAAUCGGAAGCGCGUUUGCAGCCGAGCUCGGUACUAUGCAAGUUUCCGAGCAAACGGACACCCUAAGGGUUUUGGGUUCGGACCCUGUGGACUAUCUGAUGACUCCACGGGUUUUGGCCUCGUGUGUGGCUCUCCCGAUUUUGACACUCAUGUGUUUUGUGGUGGGUAUGGUGUCGAGUGGGAUACUGGCGGACGGGGUUUAUGGGGUGAGUAUUAAUAUAAUAUUUAAUUCGGCUAGACGGGCUUUGAGGUCGUGGGACAUUGUGAGCUCCAUGAUAAAGUCGGGGGUUUUCGGUGGGAUUAUAUCGGUGGUGAGCUGCGCGUGGGGGGUGACGACUAUGGGUGGGGCCAAGGGUGUGGGGGAGUCGACUACUUCGGCUGUGGUGGUGUCGUUGGUCGGGAUUUUCAUUGCGGAUUUCGCGCUAUCGUGCUGUUUUUUCCAGGGUGCUGGGGAUUCUUUGAAGAAUUGUAUGUGAUGUGAGUGUUUCCUUUUGGUUUGGGGGAAAUGAAGUGUGUGGUUUGUUGCCUGUUUUCUUCUCUGACUUUUGUAAUUGUUCGAAUUCGAUGUGGGA
This is a messenger RNA of Striga asiatica, 1534 nucleotides long. The record is from the annotation of a GenBank genome assembly. NCBI's taxonomy places the organism in Eukaryota, Viridiplantae, Streptophyta, Magnoliopsida, Lamiales, Orobanchaceae.